This is a messenger RNA of Impatiens glandulifera, 1834 nucleotides long. RefSeq names its product amino acid transporter AVT6B-like. The transcript has 4 exons. Gene Ontology annotation, biological process: amino acid transmembrane transport. Gene Ontology annotation, molecular function: amino acid transmembrane transporter activity. The coding region runs from base 273 to 1688 and encodes 471 amino acids. The record is from RefSeq and is a predicted model, not a curated record. NCBI's taxonomy places the organism in Eukaryota, Viridiplantae, Streptophyta, Magnoliopsida, Ericales, Balsaminaceae.
UAUUUCUUUGUUUCUACACAAAAAGUUCGUCGUCAUCUGAUAGGGCAUCAACCAUUGACGAAGACGUCAAUGGUCGUCGUCCCGUAACGCUAAAGAUAUCGAAGCCAAAUACCUAAUUCCUUCUCUUCGUCGAUUCACGCCUUUCAGGGAACACCUCGUCAUUUCUGGGCUCAAGUAUUUGACUCAGAUUUCUAGGGAUUGAAGUUUAGGUUGGUUUGAUAUAUAUUAAUUCUCACAUUGAAAUCAACCAACCUUCACUUUAAACAAGUUUGAUGACGAUCGGAAGCCUUCAACCUGCAAAGGAUAAGAAAUCACGUAAGAUCAAACAUCUUAAUGACGAGAAAGUCCCUUUGUUGCCCACGAGAAGGGAAGAAGAUAGAGGAUUUGACGAAUUCAAUGGCGCUUCGUUUUCUGGCGCGGUUUUUAAUCUCUCAACUACAAUUGUCGGAGCUGGAAUCAUGUCCUUACCCGCAACCAUGAAGGUUCUCGGUGUUGUUCUUGGUAUAGGAAUGGUCAUUUUUAUGGCAUUCCUCACAGAGGCUUCUAUAGAGCUAUUGCUUAGAUUCAGCAGAGCAAGGAAAAUAUCUUCAUAUGCUGGUGUUAUGGGUGAUUCUUUUGGAAAAUGGGGAAAGAUUAUGCUUCAAAUAUGUGUUUUAGUCAACAAUGUUGGUGUAUUAGUGGUUUAUAUGAUAAUAAUAGGUGAUGUUCUUUCGGGUACAAAUGCAAGUGGAGUUCAUCAUACUGGUUUGCUGGAAGGUUGGUUUGGAGUAAGAUGGUGGAACAGUCGUUCGAUAGUUCUUCUUGUGACUACUGUUGCGAUAUUUUCUCCAUUGGCAUGCUUAAAGCGUAUCGAUUCGCUGAGAUAUACAUCUGCUCUGUCAGUCGCAUUAGCAGUUGUGUUCAUAGUAAUCACAGUUGGAAUAACUGUCAUUAAGAUUAUGAGCGGGACUAUUUUAAUGCCUCAAUUGUUUCCCAAGGUUACAAACUUGACAUCAUUCUUCAAUCUCUUCACUGUCGUCCCUAUUUUUGUGACAGCAUACAUUUGUCACUACAAUGUUCACACGAUAGACAAUGAAAUUGAAGAUAAUACACGAAUAAGGGCGGUUGUGAAAACAUCCCUCGCCCUAUGUUCGUCUGUCUAUGUAAUGACGAGUCUAUUUGGAUUUCUCUUGUUUGGCGAUGCAACUCUUCAUGAUGUACUCGCAAACUUCGAUGCAGAGCUUGGGAUUCCUUAUGGAUCGCUGCUUUGCGAUGUUGUUCGUGUCAGUUACGCAGCUCACCUCAUGCUUGUGUUUCCUAUUGUGUUCUAUCCUCUCAGGUUGAACUUGGAUGGUUUGAUUUUCCCUUGUGCGAGACCAUUGGUUUCGGAUAAGAUGAGGUUUGGUUCCAUUAGUGUCGGUUUGCUUACUGUAAUAUUCUUGGGGGCUAACUUUAUUCCAAGCAUUUGGGCUGCUUUCCAGUUUACUGGUGCAACUGCUGCUGUUUGCAUUGGCUUCAUCUUUCCUGCUGCCAUCACUCUCAAAGACCGCCACGGCAUUGCCACAAAGAAAGACAAGAUACUAUGUGUGUUCAUGAUCGUUCUUGCUGUUUUCUCCAAUGCGAUAGCCAUCUACAGUGAUGCCUACGCAUUAUUGUUCAGAAAGGGGAAAGAUAAUAGCCAGCCAUCUACAAUGAUGCCUACAAGAUAAACCCUUCACUGCUCCCCCUUCUUUGCUUGUUUUGCUUGUAAAAGUUAUAUAUAUAAUUAUCUGUUGCCUUGUGCCCUACACCUGUAAUAUAAUGUAUAUACCAGUAGUGUUGAAAUGCAAAUUUGACCCAAUUCAGUUCCACUUUC